Molecule: messenger RNA, 3086 nt
Organism: Erinaceus europaeus (western European hedgehog)
Lineage: Eukaryota; Metazoa; Chordata; Mammalia; Eulipotyphla; Erinaceidae
Gene: CEP112
Product: centrosomal protein 112
Exons: 27
Coding region: 82-2949 (955 amino acids)
Source: RefSeq, a predicted model, not a curated record
CGUUGGUCGGCGGCGGCGACGGGGAAGGCGGCCAAUUGGAAAGCGUGCUCGCGGGCCGGCAGAUCUUUUACAGGUUGAAUUAUGGACGUGGGAAGCGAGGAAGAGAAAUGGGAGAAGCUGGAUGCGGAAUUCGAUCACUUUGUGGUGGAUAUGAAGCCCUAUGUUUUAAAAUUACCCCACAGGGCAGAGCGACAGAGGUGCGCGCUGUGGAUCAGAAAGCUGUGCGAGCCCUCGGGCACGGGCGCGGGCACCGGGGGCAGGAAGAACCGCAACCUGCACGCGCAGCUGCUCCUGCACAUGCUCCGGCGGGGGGUGCUCGAGGGCCCCUUCACGCACCGCCCGGAGCCGGGGACCCUCAAGCCCUUACCUUCCUACAUGUCCAUCUAUUUUGAUGAACCAAACCCAGCCCGACUGAAAGCAUCAAGCCCCGAAGGAUUACCAGACUGGCUCGUGGGCGAGCUGGGGACCGGCGAGCACAGACUGGGCGAGUCCUGGAAGCUCUCUCCUGGAGAAGACUGCUCUCUGGGGCGGUCGCCUGCUGAGGUGCACAGGGAUUCAUGCACUACAGAAUUCCAGAUGAGACCACAUUCUUUAAGUCCAACCUGCAGAGAUGAUGAAGAAAAUGUCUCUCCGAAGACGCCUGAAGUUCAUCUGAAAAAACCUGCUCUUUCGUUGGAUGACAGUGACAUUGAAAUGCGACUUAAGAGUUGGAAUCUUGGGAUAGAAAAUCCUCGGUACCUGAGACAGAAGCCUAUUCCAGUCUCUCUGAUGACUCCCCAGUUCAGCCUGAGGAAAUACAACACUUUACACCAAGAUGAUCAUUCACUCUCUCGAAUGCAUGGGACAGAGUUGGACAUGAAAAGGAAGAUGAUGGAGGCCAAGUAUCAUGAAGAGAAACUUCGGCUGCAGCAGAAACAUGACGGUGAUGUUCAGAAGAUUUUAGAAAGAAAGAAUCAUGAAAUUGAAGAACUUAAAAUUAUUUAUAAAAAGAAACAAAAUGAAAUGGAGGAAACAAUUAGAAAACUUGAAAAGAAAGUUCAGACCCUUAUACGUGACUGUCAAGUCAUAAGAGAAACUAAAGAAAACCAGAUUGCAGAGCUGAAAAAGAUCUGUGAGCAGAGUGCAGAGUCUCUGAAUAACGACUGGGAAAAAAAGCUCCACAGCGCCGUAGCAGAGAUGGAAAAGGAGAAGUUUGAUCUCCAGAAGCGGCACACCGAGAACAUCCAGGAAUUGCUGGAGGACACGAACGUGCGUCUGAAUAAAAUGGAGAGUGACUACAUGGCCCAGACUCAGUCCACAAACCAGAUGGUCAAAGAGCUUGAGUUCCGUGUUCAGCAGCUGACUGGAGAAGCAGAGAAUAGCAACUUACAGAAGCAGAAAUUAAUGCAAGAAAAAUUGGAACUUGAGAGAUGCUACCAGAUGUCGUGCAGUGAACUCCAAGAGGUAAAGGCAAGGCGUAACAUUCUACACAAAGAGAAGGAUGCUCUAGUGAAUGAUUAUGAGCAGAGCAUAAAACUAUUGCAAAUUAAAUAUGAUGCUGAUGUAAACCUUCUGAAAAAGGAGCAUGCUCUUUCAGCUUCUAAGGCAUCUGCUAAGAUUGAAGAGUUGGAACAGAACAUCUGUCAGCUAAAGCAGCAAUUACAGGAAGCAGAGCUUCAGAGAAAGCAACAGCUAAAAGAUCAAGAGGAUAAGUUUCAAAUAGAGAAAAGUCAUCUAAAACACACCUAUGAUAAAAAGGUUCAUGACUUACAGAGUGAAUUUGAUAAAGAAAAAGAAGACGCUGAAAAGAAGAUUCAUCAAUUCGAGGAAGCUUUAAAGGAGAAGGAGGAGCAGCUGGCCCGCGUGACCGAAGUGCAGAGGCUGCAGGCCCAGCAGGCCGAUGCUGCGCUGGAGGAAUUCAAGCGGCAGGUGGAGCUGAACUCAGAGAAGGUGUACUCGGAGAUGAAACAACAGAUGGAAAAAGUGGAAGCAGAUCUAACUAGAUCCAAGUCUCUUCGAGAGAAACAAUCCAAGGAGUUUUUAUGGCAGCUGGAGGAUGUCAAACAGCGAUACGAACAGCAGAUAGUAGAGCUGAAGCUGGAGCAUGAACAGGCGAAGACGCACCUAUUACAGCAGCAUAACGCAGAGAAGGAUAGCCUAGCCCGAGACCACGAACGGGAAAUCGAAAACCUGGAAAGACAGCUUCGCGCUGCCAACAUGGAGCACGAAAAUCAAAUUCAAGAGUUCAAGAAACGAGACUCACAGGUCAUUGCGGACAUGGAAGCUCAGGUUCACAAGUUGCGAGAAGAGCUGAUCAGCGUAAACUCCCAGCGGAAGCAGCAGCUGGUUGAGCUGGGUCUUCUUCGUGAAGAGGAAAAGCAGAGGACGGCGAGGGACCACGAGAAUGCGGUCAACAAGCUGAGGGCUGAGUCAGAAAAGAUGAAAAUGGAGCUGAGAAAGUCGCAUGCGGCUGAGACCGAGAUGACUUUGGAAAAGGCCAACAGCAGGCUGAAGCAGAUCGAGAAGGAAUAUACCCAGAAACUUGCCAAAUCUUCACAGAUCAUAGCAGAGCUUCAGACGACCAUUUCCUCUCUGAAAGAGGAGAGUAGCCGGCAGCAGCUUGCAGCAGAAAGACGGCUCCAGGAUGUUACCCAGAAGUUUGAAGAUGAGAAGAAGCAGCUGAUUAGAGAUAAUGACCGAGCAAUCAAGACUCUACAAGAAGAACUAGAGAACCGCACUAACCAGGUGCGAUGUGCAGAGAAAAGGCUGCAGCACAAGGAGCUCGAGUCACAGGAACAGAUAACUUACAUAAGACAAGAAUAUGAAACAAAAUUCAAAGGGUUGAUGCCAGCAUCUCUCAGACAAGAGCUUGAAGACACCAUUUCCUCCUUAAAGUCACAGGUUAACUUUCUGCAGAAGAGAGCAUCUAUCCUCCAAGAAGAACUCAGCACGUACCAAGGCAGAAGGUAACCGCACGAAGGCUCACCUGUACAAGCAGGCACGUGCAAGGGCUGCAGCUGUGAAGAUUUGGACAUUGUAAACCGUGAGAUCAGUGGCACUUUUAAAUACUUAAAUGUAAUUAAGAUCAUAAAAACAUGCAUCACUCA